UUUCAAAACCCUUAAUUUUCAUUUUCAUUUUCAUCAUGUUGGCAGUUUCCUCUCCUUUGUUUUCUCCUCAUCAAUGGCCAUUGGAAGAUCCCAUCUGUCUCCAUCACCAACACAACUCUCUCUUCUCUCCCUUUGAAGCUUCAGAUCAUUCAUUUUACCUCCAAUUCCCUCCCCCGACGUUCGAGCCACUGCACGCCGAGCUCGACCACUAUCCUUCCUCUGCUACACCGUCCCCAGAAGGUAGCACCAAGGUCUCGAAGAUCGCCAAGAAACUUAGCCAUAAUGCUAGUGAGCGCGAUCGUCGAAAGAAGAUCAACUCUCUUUACUCGUCUUUACGAGCCCUCCUUCCCUCCACCGAUCAAAUGAAGAAAUUGAGUAACCCAGCGACGAUUGCGAGGAUAUUGAGCUACAUACCGGAGCUACAACAGCAGGUAGAAGGGCUAAUGGUAAAGAAAGAAGAGCUCAUGGCAGCCAUGGUUGGACAGGAAGUUGAGAAUGAUGAAGAAAAGAAAACGAAAUGCUCAGCUUCGAGUUCCUCGUCGAUCAUUUCGGCAAGUCGACUUAGUCGAUGUGAAAUGGCGAUUCAGAUAUCCACCGACAUCAAUGGCGGCCACCGGAAUUCUUUGUCGGAGAUCUUGGUUUGCUUGGAAGAAGAAGGUCUUCUUCUUUUGAAUGCUUCUUCUUUUGAGUCUUUUGAUGGGAAGGUUUUCCAUAAUUUGCAUCUUCAGGUAAUAAAAUAUUAUUAUGGGAAGCAAGAGCAGAAUGGAGCCUAA
Messenger RNA from Benincasa hispida (wax gourd), 773 nucleotides. NCBI's taxonomy places the organism in Eukaryota, Viridiplantae, Streptophyta, Magnoliopsida, Cucurbitales, Cucurbitaceae. The record is from RefSeq and is a predicted model, not a curated record.